Moneuplotes crassus is the source of this 1059-nucleotide messenger RNA. Lineage: Eukaryota; Ciliophora; Spirotrichea; Euplotida; Euplotidae. The record is from the annotation of a GenBank genome assembly.
UUUAACUAGUAUGGAAAUCAAAACUUCUGAUAACGGUCAGAGCUACCUCAAGGACCAAAAGGGAAACAUCAAAGGAAGAUUUAUUCUUGGAGAUACUAACAAAUUUUUGUAUAAAUAUUUCAACAAAACCCCUCCAGAAGCAGUGAAGAUAGAAGAAAACAUAGUCAGUCCAAAAUAAGGCAACCUUUGCUGAUUCUCCAAUGGGUGAUACACAAGAGCUCCUGAAUUCCCCUUCAGUCAAGAAAAAGAUACAGGAAUUUAAGAAAAACAAUCAAAAUCAUAGUGACCAAGAUCUUAAACUGUAUUUGAAAGACUUAGUAAGGGGAAGAAAUGUUCUUGAGGAGAUGAAUAGAACAAAUACCUCUACUAAGGAAAAGAAUGAAAGUAUACGGCCAAUUACUGUAAAAUCCCUCCUUAUGAGCAAGCAUCUGUGCAGGAUAAGGGAUAUUAGAAGCAGAUCUGAAGAAAGAAAGCUUAAAUAAACAUGCUAAAAUGGAACAGGAUUGGGAUAAGUUCUCCAGUUUUGUGCAGACUAAAGUCAGCAGACCUCAAACAGGAGUUUCUUUAAUCCAUGCUUCCAAUGUUUACAGGGAAAAGUAAAAUAAACAGAGAAAUUCCUGAGAUUCAGGAUCCAAAUCAGACGCAAUAUGGGAGAUCUGUGUGGCUUUCUAGCCUCAGGAGUAAUGAGAAGGUUGAUAAAUGGCCAUAUAAUGUUUCUAUAAAGAAAUACAAGAGGUCCAAGACUAAGGUUUCUAAAAGGCAGAAUUACCCUGAUUUUAUCCAUUCUUACUGGGGAACACACUAUGCAUAUACAGUCAAACCAAUGAGAAAGUUGAGGACAGAUUUCAUCAGAAAGAGUAGUGGCUCCUGUACCAAAGAUCAUCGAUAUGAUAUGAAUAAGACACAAGGUUUCUCAAGGAAUAAGAACUUGAGAGGGCUGAAGCCUAGUACAACUCCAGUGGCACCUAAGUUUAAUACACUUACGGUGAAUGACGACGCUUCUAAAACAUCAACAAAGAUUGAUUUCUAUAGAUAAAAUCUAUAUCAGGAAUAGGUCGU